CUUUCACCUCCUUUUCAUCAAACAAAACCCUAAUUUCAAACACACCCCACAUGGCCUUUUUGUAAUUUACCUCUCAAGGCUUUUCAUCUUUUCUCCUUUCUUUCCCAUCUUCAUCACCUCUUCCCUAGCCAGUUCUAUUAUAUCAUAAACAAGAUCUAUUCCCCCAUCUCCUCUUCUUUUCUCUUCUUUUCAUACAAAAUAAAUUCCUUUUUCUCCAUCUAAAAGACAGCCUAGGAAAAGAUCUUAGCUUCUAAAGAUAUUGUUCUCUUUUCAAAAGCUUCUUCUCAGAAUUAGAAAUUUUUCACAGCUUCUUCUCAUCACUUCCAUAACCUUUUUUUAUUUUUUUUCCUAUUUUCACUAUUUUCAAUCCCUUUUUAUAACCACUUUUUUUUGUUCAGCUUUUGUCUCAUCUACUUUUGCUUAAUUUACAAGCUAUGGAUUCUGGUAAUAGUGGAAGCAUUUCUUCAAGUGGUGAUGAAGAAUAUGAUUCAAGAACUCAUCACCAAACACUUGUUCCUUCAAAUUUCUUCCAUCCACAAUCUAAUCUUCAAUUCAAUUCCAUCUCACACAAUCCACAAUUGUUUCAUCUUGGAUCAAACUCAAUCUCAAACUCAAACUCAGUUUCUUUCUUUGAUCUUUCACCAAACUACCUUCAAAAUCUCUCUCAAUCCCAACCAAACAUAGACACAUCUUCAUUUCCUCCAUCAUCUCAAGGACUUUCAUCACCAUCAUCAUUAUCAUUUUCCUUACAACAACAACAACAACAUUUGAACCAAUGUUUGUUAACAACUCCACAAACUCUUGGACUUCAUGACAACAAUAAUGCAAGAACAACAACACCGUCACCGGCGACAACAACAACAGCCAAUAAUGCAACAAGAAACUCAAAGAAGAGAACAAGAGCUUCAAGAAGAGCACCCACAACAGUUCUAACAACCGACACAUCGAAUUUCAGAGCCAUGGUUCAAGAAUUCACAGGUAUCCCUGCACCACCUUUUUCAGGUUCUUCUUAUUCUCGCCGUCUUGAUCUUCUCACUUCAUCGUCUUCUUUAAGAUCAACUCACUUCGAUCCAACAUCAACAACGUCUUCUUUUUACCCUCUCCGUCCUUCACCACAAAAACUUUAUCAUCAAAAUCCAUUGUUUUUAUCUUCAUCUUCAUCCUCAUCGCAUAACAACAACAUGGUUGAUGCAACUGUCAACAACAAUUAUCCACAACAACAGCUACCAAUAUCUGAUUUGGGUUUACCUUAUAACAACCAUCAUCAACAUCAACAACAACAACAUAACUUCAUGCUUAGCAUGCAAAAUCAACAACCUAUUCAUACAUUCAACAACCUCUCCGCAUCGUCUUCGCAGCAGUUUCAUCCUUUUAGUCUAGAAGCGUUUGGUGCAAAAUCACAACAUCAACAACAACAACAACAACAACAAAGUUUAUCAGUACAAUCUCUUGAAGAUCUUGGUGUGAAUCAAGGACAAGUAAAUGCACAUCUAGUUGGUGAUAAAGUUGUUGGUUCUUCUUCUACAGGUGAUGGUGUUGGUGUUGGUGUGGGUGGGGGUGUAGGUAGUAAUUGUAAGGUAAACUUUUCAGGUUCUGGAUCAAUUACGUUAAACCAUGAAAAGACAAUGGAGAAUAAUAAUAAUAAUGAUAAUAGUAAUAAUAGUAAUAGAGGAGGAGAAGGUGUUGAUUCGUGGAUUUGUUCUUCUGAUUAGGAAUAUUUUGUAAGAUUGGUGAUGAGACUAAACUGGUACACAGAAAACUUUGUUAUGAUUACAGAGAGGAAUAGGAUGCUGCAAUGAAUAUUAAGAUUAUUAUCAUCAUGAUGUUGAUCAUAGUGGGGUGUUGUUGGUGGUUACAAUUUGCAGCUAACAAUUCUUCUUCUUCUUUUUACUAUUUCUUUUCUUUUUUUUUUGUUUUGUUUUAAAUUUAUAUAUGACUAGUCAUCAUUAUAAAAUCAAUUUGAUCAUGUAUGAUAGAUUUGUAAAUUGUUUAAUGUUGAAUACUCUUUUUUAAUUUUUUAGUACUCGAUGACCAAAUGAUCUUUAAUGUUAUAUGAUUGUAUGUAUGAUUAGCAUUUUAUUGUAAAUGUAUAAUAAGGCAGAUGGUAAAUAAAAUCAUCUCGUAUAAAUCAAUUAUGUAGAUUAAUCAUAACAAAAUUUUACUUAUUGUUUAACUGUAAAAAUUUAAUUGCGUGCGAAAGUCGGUCUAACAUUCUCUCAAAGAUAGUUUUGAUUAAGAAGUAUGGUUAAGCUGCCCAACAAAGACAAAAAUAGAAUAAAUAAUGAUUUUUAUGGUGAAAUUUCAA
This is a messenger RNA of Vicia villosa (hairy vetch), 2305 nucleotides long. RefSeq lists its product as uncharacterized. The transcript has a single exon. NCBI's taxonomy places the organism in Eukaryota, Viridiplantae, Streptophyta, Magnoliopsida, Fabales, Fabaceae. The coding region runs from base 435 to 1712 and encodes 425 amino acids. The record is from RefSeq and is a predicted model, not a curated record.